Messenger RNA from Gallus gallus (chicken), 5841 nucleotides. It is a transcript of the gene TTPAL, whose product is annotated as alpha tocopherol transfer protein like. Gene Ontology annotation, cellular component: membrane. The transcript is spliced from 5 exons. Gene Ontology annotation, molecular function: phosphatidylinositol bisphosphate binding. NCBI's taxonomy places the organism in Eukaryota, Metazoa, Chordata, Aves, Galliformes, Phasianidae. Bases 1401 to 2420 code for a protein of 339 amino acids. The record is from RefSeq and is a predicted model, not a curated record.
AGCAGCAGAGCUGAGAAAGGCACCAACCAGGCAAUAGGAGAGAGGAAGGCUGGGAUCCCCACGGGCCCAGGCAUGGCUCCAAGGUCAGGCAGCACAGCUGCUGGCCAAAGCUCCUGCAAAGUGUGGCAAAUCCGAUGAGGCAGGAGCUCAGCGCAGAGCAGCCCCUGUCAGCUGGGGAGGUGUGCAUGCACACAGUGCGGUGCUUCCAGCCUCCUGCAGCCACAGGUAAGGACAGGACUGCCCAGCUAGGGAAGAGCUGCCUGGAUGCCUGCUUCCAUUUUUUAGCUCUUACUUCCUUAUAGACGUGUUUUGCAUUUACUGGUUUCUAAUCACAGGACACCACAGCACCCAGAGCAAAUAACAGAAGCUCUCAGCACCGCUCCUGUUGCAUCACAGCCAGCACGUCAAGAACCGCCCCCAAGCCUUGGCUCCGGACUCAGAUCCCCCCUUCCUCCCAUUCACCACCCGCUGCUCUCUUCGAGUUCAAUGCUUUCCACACGAGGAGAGCGCAGACCAGAGCUGCUGUGCUGGGGACUGACCCCACGUUCCAUUCCAUCUCAGUCCUUCACUACGGUGUUCUCAUUUCUGCUUUCCUCCCUUAUUCUCUUUGUCUUAUGCCAGCCUGUCCCUACCCAUCCCGUCACCACCCACACCUACUCCCCGCUACAGCAGCAAUUAACCAGCUCCAUUUGGACCGGCCCAUCUCCCUUCUUUCUUUGGGACACUAAUUCCACCCCACUCUGCACCCUACAGCACAAACCCCGGCUCACAACUCCAGCACUCCCCCCCAGUUGGUGUUUUUAAGCCCCUCCUCAGCCCAGCGCGACCAGCAGCUGAUCACAGCACGGCGCCGGCAUCCGCCGCAGCUGCGGACAUUCCCCAUCCCGCUGCCUACGGGAACGCGCACAAAGCACCGACGCGUGGCCCCAAAUGGCAGCACCCCGCGCAGAGGACUGGCACGGCUCUGCCUUCCCCUGGCGUUCCGCCUGCAGUUGGGAGGGGAAAUAAAUCAGAGCGCGACCUCAGGCGCUACAGAGGCAGAACGGCUCCGGGCUCCGCUCCCGGGCUCCCUCUCCCGGCUGAAGGAGAUGCGGGCAGCGACAUUCGUGUUAUGGGGGUGACGGAUCGGGGAGCGCCCGAAGGAGGGCUGCGGAGCUGUGGAAGGGGCUGAGCGCCCCGGGGGUGCCCGGCGCAGAGCAGGGGAGGCGGAGGCGCGGAGGAGCGGCGGCUGCAGCUCCUCGCUGACAGCUCGGGGCACAGCGGCGCGGAGCCCUGCCGGGGGGUCAGGGGAAGGUUCUGCCCCGGAGGGCGGCGGGCGCGACCCCGAGCUAACGGAGCUCAGCACGCGGCUCCGACACGCGGCCCGGAGGACCGCACAGCGGCGGUGUUGCUGCCACGCGAUGUCAGGGGACAGCGACUGCACGAGGACGAGUCCAUCCGCCGGCUCUCCGUCGGACCCCGAGGCGCUGCCGGAUCGGCCGCAGUACGUUUGCUCGCUGUCUGCUGAUCUCGUUACCAAAGCCCGGGAGGAGCUCCAGGAGAAACCCGAAUGGCGGCUCCGAGACGUGCAGGCGCUCCGAGACAUGGUGUGCAAAGACUACCCCUCCCUGGGGACCUGCCUGGACGAUGCCUUUUUGCUCAGGUUCCUCCGAGCCAGGAAAUUCGAUUACGACCGAGCGCUCCAACUCCUGGUGAACUACCACAGCUGUCGGAGGAGCUGGCCUGAGGUCUUCAACAACUUGAAGCCUUCUGCAAUAAAGCCUGUCCUGGAGUCUGGUUUUGUCACUGUGCUGCCCCGCCUGGACCCGGAGGGACGCCACGUUGUCUGCAUCCGUCCAGACAGAUGGACACCCAGUCAUUAUCCGAUCACUGAGAACAUCCGUGCCAUAUACUUAACCUUAGAAAAACUCAUUCAGUCCGAAGAGACCCAGGUGAAUGGAAUUGUAAUCCUGGCAGACUACAAAGGAGUCAGCUUAUCUAAGGCGUCUCAUUUUGGUCCUUUUGUAGCCAAAAAAGUGAUUGGAAUUCUUCAGGAUGGAUUUCCCAUUCGAAUAAAAGCCGUUAACAUAAUAAAUGAACCUCGUAUAUUCAAAGGCAUUUUCGCCAUCAUCAAGCCUUUUCUGAAGGAAAAGAUAGCAAACCGGUUUUUUCUUCAUGGCUCUGACCUGAAUUCUCUUCAUCAAAACAUUCCUCCAGUGAUUCUCCCUGAAGAAUAUGGGGGUACUGCAGGGAAGCUGGACAUUUCAGCAUGGAAUGAGCUGCUGCUGGCCUCCGAAGAGGAUUUCCUGCAUGAUUUCUCACAGCUGGUUCUCCCGUGUGACAGCUCUCCCCAUGACAUGCCAGUGAGUGGGGAUGCUGAUGAAAAGCAAUGUGAUGAUUCCUUGCGAGGCAUGAAACCCCAGCUCUACUACUGCUACUAACAAACCGGUGAAGGGAAGCUUUAUAGCAGUGAAGACCUCUUCUGUUCUCAUAGGUGAUGUUGUGAACUCUGCCUUACUCCUAAACCUGCAGUUUAGGAACAGACUGCUGAGGCACUUUACACUGUAGAACCAAAGGAAGCUGAAGAGGGCACAGUGGGGGCAGGGCAGAGUUUGCAGAGGAUAAUGGAAAAGGGCACAUAGUUACCACGUUGUGUAGAAUACCUACAGCUAGGCAACGUCUGGGGAAGAUGCAAACUUGCCUAUUCCUUCUAAUUAUCAAAACAGAAAUGCAGGAUGGUAAGUUUGAUAGUUUCUUCUCCCCACCCCAGUUAAAAGCGAUGGUUUACUAGCUUUAUGGUUGUCCGUUCCCUUCUCCUUCUGAAAACACCCAUAAUCCAAGAAAAACAACUGUCAGUUGCUUCUGAACCCUGUGAAAUGUAGUUCUGUCAGUGGAGACUGCUUAAAACCAUAAGCGUUUAACUUGGCCUGUCCCCUAUCACUGGGUUCAGAUUGUGAGUUGGCAUUUCUGGAAUAUCUGAAUGAAUAUUUGGCUCAAAUUAACACAGAAAGCUUUCUUAUCUAUGAAUAGCAGCAUGGAAAUUCUCUGAACCUUUCUCACAGAAAGAAGUUAACUAUUAAAACAGCAAUAUCAAGGCUUAAUAUAAACAGAAGCAAUCUUCAUUUUCAGAGAACAGUGAAUUUCUCACAUCAGGUCAUGAGACUUGAUUAGAUACAACUUCAGAUACUGAGGUUUGGGAACCAAAUGAGAAAAACUCACCCACUUUUCCACAUUAUCAGUUGUUCUUUUCGUCAGCUGGUUGCAAUGAGGAAGUUGGUAAGUAAUACAUAUGCAGAAUUGGUAAGGCAGCUUCAUAGCAGCUGGCACGAUGUAUAGAAGGCAAUACUUCAUGUAGGAAAGCAAGGUGCUUCUUAAGCUUGCUAUGUUGGACAGAGUUUGAAUUUAAGUCUUUGUGAAACCAAAUGCAGACAGGCUAUUUGAAAGCACAUUCUUAAAUUUUCUGGUAUUGUAGCUUUUUUUUUUUUUACUGUGCUUAUCUGCACUUCUGUGGAAUGUUACAACUCUGGUUUCUGCUUUGUUGAUCUCUUUUGUCUUUGGUUGUCAUGUUCUUGUAUGAAGAUAGACUUGAGUCUCAUAUCCGUAAUAGUUACCCCUAACUUGUAUGCCUGUGCUUAGAGGUCUUUGUCUAGAAACAGAACUAAGACUCCAAUGUCACAUCAGGGUAGGGUAUUGUAUGCUUACAUCACCUGUUCCCACUCCCUAAGUUCCAUCUGUUUAAAUGGUCUAGAAUUAGAGCUUCACUGUCAGCACACUCUUUGCACAUGUUCUUCUGCACUGUAGUAGUGUAGAGAUGGGUAACCUCACUAGAAACAAGAAAGCACACCCAAUUAUUUCAAGGUGAAAUAUUUCACUGCUUGGUGAAAAAGAACAUCCCUUCUACCAGGAGACUUAUCUCUAGAGCGCUUCCUCUGGCUGAAAUCCUUACUUAGUGCCAAGCGUGACCUAAGCACCAACUAUGGUUCUGUAAAUGCAAGGAAAAAAACAAACUAACUAGUAUCUUGAGAAUUUCAGACAUUCGUUUUUCAAAGUGCCAAAUUCUGUCUUGAAUGUCUUUUUCCCUCUCAGACCCCCCUACAGCAUGACUACACUGCCAGAAACCUCCUCUGCCACCGCAGUAACGGCUUGCUGACCUGGCAGCAGAUGUCAUCCAAGAUCUUGGGGGUGCCAAAUGCCAGACCUCUCAUCUAAGCACUAUAAAAGCAGGCCAGGUUUUGAGAAGGGGUGAGCCGUGAGGCUUAUUCCUGAGUGGCAGUCCAGAAUGUCAGUGUGAGUACGGAACUCAUCACUUGACCUGCUUUAGAACAAAGAGAUAAAGAAAUUAAUUUCCCUCAUUUAUAGCAUUUUUUUCUCUACCUUUAUAAGUCUUACUCCUCUUUGACAGUUGUCACCUUAAGCAUAGGCUUAAAAAAAAAAAACUUCCUGCUACAUAAAAUAACGUUAAAAAACUAGUACUGCUAGGCACUUUCUCUUCAUUUUUCACCAAAACGAGGUGCAUUUUUUGCAGAGAAUUGAUUUCUUUGUGCCAUGUAGCAAGACAUUAGUAUCCAGGCCAUGACUUAAAAAGUUAAGUAGCUGCCCACACUGUUUACCUGACAGAACGUAGAGGCUGGUCUGGUCUUUAUAGCCUUUGAGUGCCUCUUAAUUCCAGCCACAAUAUACAACCUUUAAAAAAAAAAGUGCUCUGACAGCUCUGUUAGAACAGCUAUUUUGAUGCACUAAUUUAAAUACUAGAGAAGGAAGCCGAAUAUUCAGAAUUCAUUGUGAUGUCCAUAACAUAAAAAAAGGAGCAGUCAGCAGAAGGCUGCACCUGAGGAACUUUAAAGGAACCAAUCCCUUAUUCUCUUGUAUGGUAAGUAAACCAAAUCCAUCUUACCUUCCCCUUUUCUCCUGUGCUUAUAGAGAAACUAAAUCAUUUUCUUUAAUCUUUAACAUAAUAGGAAGUGAUACGUUAUCCAAGCUGAAAACAGCUUGUGUUACACCUCCAAAACUUCUUAAAGCUGCAUCAUUGAUGUCAAGAUACAUCACUUAAGCCACACCUAUCUGUACCAAGCCUUUAAAUAUUACUUCUGGAUUUGUUCUUCUAUGGCUUUAGAACUUACUUAAGCUGUAUCUCUAACCCCUUCUAGGUUUGAAGCCAGCGCUCAGGGAGCACAGCUGUUUUAUGUGCACCUGACUGCAAACAAAGCUAAGAGCAUUCUUUGAGCCUUAGCACUUGCUAGCAAGGAAAACUGUUCUCAAAAUUAAUCACGUCAGAUUUGCUGUAACUGUAUAGUCUCCUUAGCUGCAGGUUAAGAGAAGAGGUAGGAAAAACUAUUCAACUUAGUGGAUUUGGUUUCUCUUCCCCCUGUCCACCUCUUCACAGCACUAAAACCGAUCAGAUAUUUUAUUCUACUUGACAGAACUUUGUUUUCAGAGGUUGUAUGCCUCUGGAAAGCCAUCCCUGCCAAAUCCACCACGUGACAAGGAAUUGUACUCAAACUGCAUGGGGUAGCCAUGGCUUUCAGCAUAAUGUGGGACAAGAGUUAGCUGCAUACUGUACAUACAGAUACUUGAAUUUAUACUCUUGCAAUGGGUAUUAUAAACCCUGAGGUAUUUUCAGGGUCUGGGUUGAUGUUUUGGUUGUUUUCGUUAAAUCUCAUUUCAGCAUGAAUUAAUCACGGUGUUCUUCAAACUAAUAAUUUUGCCUUUUGUUGUAUGUGGGCCUAGAAGUGUUGGGUGGUUAAGAGUACAUGUUAUUUUGACAAAAUCUUAUUUUUAUAUUGCAUUUUAUAAAAUGGAGUGGUCAAAAUAUGUAAUUUUAUGAUGCAUGACUGGGUGAUUAAAUACAUUACUGUAACAGCU